CCAUGGCCGAGCGAGGCGGGGCGGGCGGCUGCUGCCCCUGGAGCCCCGAGGGCGCCGAGGGCGCCGAGGGCGCGCUCCAGGCGGCCGUGGACGUGUUCAGGAAGCUGAAGGACCUAGACUGCCCCUUCCUUGAGGGUCUGUACCUCUCAGAGCCAAACACGAUCCAGGAACUGCUGUGCAGCCCCUCCAAGUACCGUCUGGAAAUCCUGGAGUGGAUGUGUGUCCGGGUCUGUCCCUCCUUACAGGACAAGUUCAGCUCUCUGAAAGGUGCCCAGGCUGAGGUGAAGAUCCAGGAGAUGGUGAAACUUGGCCAUGAGCUGAUGCUGUGUGGGCCAGAUGACCAGGAGCUCGUGAAGGGCUGUGCCUGUGCUCAGAAACAGCUGCACUUCAUGGACCAGAUACUGGAUGCCAUUCAGAGCCUGAAUAUCGGCUACUCCAGUUGUUCCAGCGUGGACCAGCACUUCAAGGACUUAAGGGACAAGAAUGAGGCGCUGCUGGGAGAUCUCUUCUCUGGCCCAUACCUGCAGGCACUCCUGAACCCCGACUGUGACCCGUGGCCCCUGGAUGUGCAGCCUCUCCUUGAUCAGCAGAAGGACAAUCUUUACUCAGAGUCAGAAGAGGGGAAGGUGGAGGACUUGGUCAAGCAACUGCAGGAGAGUGCUGCCAAGCUCCAGGAUCUCAGGGCAGAGUGCUUCCCUCAGCACAAGGAAGGGGCCUCUGUGGCCGGGGCCGACCCCACCACCUUGGACCAGAAGCUGCGCCUGGUCGUCUCUGACUUCCACCAGCUCAUUGUGGCAUUCCUCCAAGUCUACGACGAUGAGCUGGGUGAGUGCUGUCGCCGUCCAGGCCCUGACCUCCAUCCGUGCGGCCCCAUCAUCCAGGCCGUGUACCAGAUUCUGACUUCCUGCUGCCAACUGCUGAAAGCUGUCAUCGAGGUCACUGAUACAUCUGUGAGCACUGUGAACACAGUGGCCAAGCAUCACAGAGAACAGAGCUGCUGGGGUAGUGACAACUCCAUGAUGAGUCUAGGAGUCUGCUGUGAUGUGCAAGUUUCUUUAGGCUGUCUUCCUAGGAGUAGAAUUAUUGAGUCAUGGGCCACCAAAAUGGAAGAACUCACACAGAAAUAUAAGCCCUGCAACGAGGCUCUGCAGAAAGGCCCCAACUAGGACUAGGCAGGAGUGCUGGAGGCAGGCUGUGGAGCAGGAGGAGCAGCUGCAGCCCGCACGUUGUUCUCCACCAGGGCCCAGUGUGGAGUGCCUGGAGCCUUUACUCCUUCAAGGGGAGGGAGUG
Messenger RNA from Loxodonta africana (African savanna elephant), 1290 nucleotides. It is a transcript of the gene HAUS7, whose product is annotated as HAUS augmin like complex subunit 7. Gene Ontology annotation, cellular component: HAUS complex. The record is from RefSeq and is a predicted model, not a curated record. Bases 3 to 1166 code for a protein of 387 amino acids. Gene Ontology annotation, biological process: centrosome cycle; spindle assembly. Gene Ontology annotation, molecular function: microtubule minus-end binding. The transcript has 11 exons. Lineage: Eukaryota; Metazoa; Chordata; Mammalia; Proboscidea; Elephantidae.